Messenger RNA from Caenorhabditis remanei, 825 nucleotides. RefSeq lists its product as uncharacterized. NCBI's taxonomy places the organism in Eukaryota, Metazoa, Nematoda, Chromadorea, Rhabditida, Rhabditidae. The record is from RefSeq and is a predicted model, not a curated record. The transcript has 2 exons. Gene Ontology annotation, molecular function: protein dimerization activity. Bases 1 to 825 code for a protein of 274 amino acids.
AUGGAAUCUACCUCACCAGACGGUCAAAAAAUCAAAUCCAGGAAAUGCCUGACGGAAGAACGGAGAGCACAAGCGUUUAAAAUGACGACGGAGAGUAUUAAACAGGAGUUGAUCCAAAAAGGAUACGGAAAAAGAGAAGAUCUCACAUCACAGCCUGCCGUCCUCAUGCGCGUGGCUGAGAUCCUCAACGGGGACGAUCUGAAGGCCAAGUUUCCAGUGCAACCUCGUCGGAAAUGUAAUGGUGGAAAGAUGGCAAGAGAAGAAGAGAAAUUGGCAAAAGCGACAAGAGAGCAAAUUAGAAGAAAUAAGAAGAACCAUGCUAUCCACUCUUUGAGAGAAUUUAUCAAUCGAAAAGAACUUGGAGAUGGAUCUAGUAUGGAGCAGCUCGACGUGGUGGAGAUCAUUUUGGAACACAUCAAAACUCUUCCAAUCAAUGAGAAAGUUGACGCCCAGUUAGAGAAUGUGGAGGAUGCUCAAAUCUCAGCAACGACAUCGCCAGGACUUUCAACUCAUACUCCAACCCCACCAAUCGCUGAUCAGGAUCGAGUUCAGUCACCAGCUCUCACUCCAGGAGUCCCUUUCCAACCAAUACCCUUGUUCAAAUUCCCAUGGCCAUCAGCACAGUUUCCAAUGAUGCCAGGCAUGAUGAACCCUAUUCAAUUGAAGCUGCAGUAUCAGCAGGUUCUCCAGAAUAUGAAAAAUCUUCAGAACACGAAUCAGAAUACACAAAGCAAUGAGGAGGAGGAGUCAUCUUCAGCUGCCAGCGCUCAAUCAGCUGCGGAUUCUGAGGAAAGUGAGGAAGAAGAUGUGGAUCUUCUAAACUAA